Molecule: messenger RNA, 3418 nt
Organism: Labrus mixtus (cuckoo wrasse)
Lineage: Eukaryota; Metazoa; Chordata; Actinopteri; Labriformes; Labridae
Gene: pex6
Product: peroxisomal biogenesis factor 6
Exons: 18
Coding region: 38-3355 (1105 amino acids)
Biological process (GO): protein import into peroxisome matrix
Cellular component (GO): cytosol; peroxisomal membrane
Molecular function (GO): ATP binding; ATP hydrolysis activity
Source: RefSeq, a predicted model, not a curated record
AACAUGAACGCAUGCGCGCUGAUGACGCAGUUCAAAGAUGGCGGUGCAGGUGGAGUUGUGUUGUCUGGAGAGUUUCCCCUCUCACCUGAGUCCUCUGGAUGUCCUCAUGUUUCAAAGUCACCUGGAUUCAGUGUUCCAGAUCCACACCGACCCCCCGACCCUCCUCUUCACCCCGCACCGGGCUCCGGGCUCCGGGAGGCCGGACAUCUUAGUGCGAGUCCACCCGACCACGGAGGAGGAGACCUGCAGAGGAGCAGAGUCCAGGAGCCGGGGGGGGGAGGAGGAGACCUGCAGAGGAGCAAAGUCCAGGAGCCGGGGGGGGGAGGAGGAGACCUGCAGAGGAGCAGAGUCCAGGAGCCGGGGGGGGGAGGAGGAGACCUGCAGAGGAGCAGAGUCCAGGAGCCGGGGGGGGGAGGAGGAGACCUGCAGAGGAGCAGAGUCCAGGAGCCGGGGAUUGGAGGAGUCCAGGAUCCGGGGGGUCGUCCUGUUCACCAGCCCCCUCUUCCUGCGGCUCCACGGGCUGCAGCGGCUCGGCAGCACCGGGACAGUCCGGCCUCUGGAGCCGGUCCGCCUCGACAGGGUGGUGCUGGGAGCCCGCAGCAGGAGGAGCCUCCGCCGGGCAGCAGCUGAACACUUCACCGCCGGACUGCUGGAGCUCUGCAGCCCGGGACAGGUGCUGCUGGCCCGGCAGGGAGAGCCGCUGCUGCUGGGAGAGGAUCCUCCGGGACAGGAGCAGCAGUUGGACCUGUUGGUUCUGGACUGCAGUCCUGUCACUCAGGGAAGAAUCACGGCCGACACCUCUCUAGUUCUGACCGACUGCUGUGACUGGUUGGACCCUCCAGGCUCCGCCCCCUCCUGCAGACCGCUCAGACUGUUCGUGUCAGACUUCGCUCAUUACGCCGAUGGCGUGGAAGGAGGACGGUCUCUGCUGGACAACAGGAAGCUGCUGGGCUCGGGGUUCUCAGGUGUCCUCCAGGCGUUGGAGUGCAGGCUGGACGUGUGUGUGGUGGACGCUCGGCGCCGGCGGCUCGGGGCCGAUGGCGUGGACGUGGACAGCUGCGUGUUUGUCAGUAAACACCUUCUUCUCAAACUCGGCCUCUUUAACCACGAGUGGCUGAAGCUGUCCACCAGAGGGGGCGGGGCCAGAGAGCGGCUGGUCUCUGUGCUGGUAGUGGAUCCAACACAGAGUCCAGACCCGCAGAGUCCAGACCCGCAGAGUCCAGACCUGCAGAGUCCAGAUGAAGUCGGCUUCAUAUCAGAGACUCUGUGGUUCAACAUGACGCGAGGAGACGAGAUCCCCGAGACCGUGUGCACACUGAGGAUGAAGAGGUGGAGGUCGUUUCCUCCGGAGAGUGGCGGCGUUCGCUCCGAUAGUUUUUGUCGCUCGGCGUCUCCUCCGUUCGCCAGCGAGCUUCACAUCCAGCCCGUUGUUUCUCCGCUCUACAAUGACCUGAGCUGCCACGACGCUCUGCUGUCAGAACACUUCAGGACGCCAAGACUGGUUUCAGAGGGAGACGUCCUAACGCUUCCUGCUCACAAACAUCCAGACCUGCUGCAGGACAACGCCGACGGAAUACACAGGUGUCCCGUGCUGUUCUUCAGGGUGCAGAAGGUGAGUCGGCCUGCACGGGGAGAUAGAGAGGACGGAGGAGGAGCACACCUGGCCGACAGACGCCACACCUCCCUCUACAUGGGAGCGUCCACUAACAGCAGCGUCCCCGGCUGCUGCCUUCAGGGACCGUCUCUGUUCAGCUCUCUGUGUCCGCCCGGACUCAACAAGACCGUCCAGCUCCUCAGCAGCAUCAUCCUCCCUCACCUGCACCACAGCUCUCUCUCUGGGUGCACUGUCCUCCUUCACGGUCCCGCAGGAAGCGGGAAAGUGACGGCGGUGAGCGCAGCGGGUCGCAGAUUGAACCUCCACCUGCUCAAGGUGGACUGUGUCAGUGUGUGUGCUGACACCACUGCAGCCUCGGAGGUGAAGUUGGCGUCAGUGUUCCAGCGGGCAGGCGCUCUGCAGCCGUGCAUCCUGCUUCUCAGAAACCUGCAGCUCCUGAUCAAACCUCGAGGGGGCGGCGAGGAGGACGGCCGGCUGCAGGCGGCGCUCUGCCAGAUGCUGCAGAGGGCCCCCAACAGUGUGGUUGUCAUAGCAACAGUCUGCAGACCUAGGGACCUGUCCACAGGUGUCAUGGCGGCGUUUGUCCACCAAGUGGAGUUAGAGAGUCCCUCUGAGGAACAGAGACUCACCAUGCUGGUCCACCUGAGCCGAGACCUGAACCUGGGGAGAGACGUGGACCUGCAGAGAGUCGCCAAAGUCUCUGUGGGUUUGGUUUUGGGGGAUCUGAGCGCUCUGAUGGUGGAGGCAGGUAGAGCCGCCUGCAGGAGACUCACCUGUGUCGCUCGGCAGGAGGCGGACCUGUGCUCAAGUGGAGUGACCAUCAUGAACCAGGACUUUAGCUCUGCCCUCCAGACGCUGCAGGACGCUCAGUCCACCGCCAUAGGAGCCCCAAAGAUCCCUGACGUGCGCUGGGAGGACGUCGGAGGUCUGCAGCACGUAAAGAAGGAGAUCCUGGACACGGUGCAGCUCCCUCUGCAGCGUCCAGAGCUCAUGUCUCUGGGUCUGAACCGGACCGGAGUCCUGCUGUACGGACCUCCAGGGACGGGGAAGACCCUGCUGGCCAAAGCUGUUGCUACAGAGUGCUCCAUGACCUUCCUCAGUGUUAAAGGUCCAGAGCUGAUCAACAUGUACGUGGGUCAGAGCGAAGAGAACAUCAGAGAAGUUUUCUGCAGAGCGCGCUCAGCUGCUCCCUGCGUCAUCUUCUUUGAUGAACUGGACUCUCUGGCUCCCAGCAGGGGGCGCAGCGGAGACUCAGGGGGGGUGAUGGACAGGGUGGUGUCUCAGCUGUUGGCUGAGCUCGAUGCUCUUCACUCGUCUGACGGAGUUUUCGUCAUCGGAGCGACAAACAGACCCGACCUGAUCGACCAAUCAUUGUUGAGGCCUGGGAGGUUCGAUCAGCUGGUGUUUGUGGGCGUUAACGAGGACCGGGAGUCUCAGCUUCAGGUUCUUCAGGCCGUCCUGAGAAAGUUCCAGUUGGACUCAUCGGUGAAUCUGAAGGAGGUGGUGGACCGAUGCCCCGCCCACAUGAGCGGCGCCGACCUGUACGCGCUGUGUUCGGACGCCAUGACGGCGGCCAUCAAGAGGAAGAUCUCGCUUAUCGAUGGCGGUAUGGACUCAGAGGACUCACCUGUCCUCCUCUUCUCGGAGGAUUUCUCUGCAGCGUUAGAAAACUUCUCUCCGUCGGUGUCGGAGGUCGAGCUGCAGCGUUACAGAAACAUUCGACACAAACUGAAUGUUUGAAUAAUGUCAACACAAUGUUUAUUUAUGUUUUAGUAAAGAAUAAAUAAUCAACAAGAAAUGAAA